UAAAUUUCUGCCAUGUUUUCCAAAAAAACUUCGAUGAGGGUGAAAUUUUCCAUUGCUGUUUUGCUGAGCGUGAAAUCCCACAGUGGUUUUGUUGCAAAAAAAAGCGGUCAGUGGAACUCCGGCUAUCUCCAGAAUUUGUUAAUGAUCCUGAUUGGAUGGGAUUUGCACUAUGUGGUCUUUUCUUAUUUAAUAGGCAUCCAACUGCAGUUCGACAGAGUCUGGGUUCAAAACAAGCUGUAGCGUUCCCAUUCUGCUGUUUUUUCCAGACCAGCUCUUGUCAUUCGCGUUUAGUAUGCAAUGGAUUAUUGAAUAUCAACAACGAAUUAGUUACAUUAAAUCAACGUGCAUUCAUUUGGGUAAUGUUCAUCCCACGUACAACGCAUGCACAUUUUUGGAGUCAAAGUACUGAGGUCAAAUUCUGGCUUAACAGCUCAGUUCCAGAUUUGUCUGUAGAGAGUUUUGGGAUCAAUCUUGUAUUCCGGCAUAACAUGGAAGAGUUAAGGCAAAUACUGGUGCAAUGCUCUGCCCCAUUUGAUAGCUUCCUUGACUCCUGCAAUCCCUGGGAAUUCUGCGAUAUAUGGGAUAAUCAUCCUGAGGUAUUCAUUGGAACAAAGAACUCUUAUGAGGAACUACACCCCCAAAGGUUAUUCAUUUCUCAGGAGGAGACUAGUGUAACUGCUCAAUAUUCUUAUGAGGAGGACUCGUACCCUCACAAUUGUUUCCGGUACUUUCAUCCAUCCACUUUAUAUAAUUCUUGUUUCCCAACAAGAAGAACUCCAAGGUGGUUUAAUCAUCAUUGUCGUCUUGGGCACUCGGUGACAAUUGAGAUACCCCCAAAUUUGUACGAAGACAACAAUUGGUUGGGGCUCGCUCUAUAUGCUUCUAUUUUAAUCCCCAGGGAUCAAGAAAAUGCAGUUUCAGCAAAUUCAUCUCACUUUCUAUAUUGUCAAUUCCAAACGAGUAAAGCUAGUCUAGACAAUCAAAUCCUUGUUUGCCGCACCACUGAUGAAGAAAACAACUGGUUACAUCUAUUCUUUGGACUCAUUUGGAUAUCUUAUAUACCUAGUGAGGCCUUGAAGGAUAUGCUGCGUCAAUGUGGCCACAUUAAGGCUUCGUUUGUUAGUGAUUGGCCAAGCGUGAUGGUGCAAAAAUGUGGGCUUCGUCUUUUGUACCAGCAUGAUCUGUCACAGUUUGAGCAACAACUAAAACAUUGCAAUGCUUCCAUUUCUGCACAUCGGGAUUUCAUAUGUCAAUUUAGCGGUAGUGGCACGAUACAAGAGGAAGGAUGGACGACGCAUAUGCCUAAAAUUCCUAACGAAGUUGUAUCUCCUCUCAAUAAAUAUGACCAGCUGGGUGGGCACUCUGAAUAUUCAUUUUGUUUUCCCCCAGUGGAAAUUUUACAUCGUUUCAAUUAUCAUAGUAAUGAGCCAUCAGUGAAAAUUGAUAUAUCCACUACUUUUUUCAAUGACAACAAAUGGAUGGGACUUGUUUUGUGUGCUUAUUUUUCAAGCGAUAAGCAUCAAACUGCAAUUAUUGAAGAUCCUUCAUCGAUUUCUCACCAUCUUAUUUGUAUUUUGGAAACGGACCUAGUUGGUCCAGAGCUAGGAAUCUAUGUCCACCGCACCAGUAAAAAAGAUUUUACGUGGCUAGAUAUUGAGGGUGGAUUUCUUUGGCUGUGCUAUAUUCCAUAUUGUCCGUUUCUAGAUAAGUUCAAUGAAUGCAGUUGCAUCAAGGCUUCAAUUAUAAGCGAUUGGCCAGGUAUCAUUGUGCAAAAAUGUGGGCUUAGUAUCUACCAUAAGGGUGAUGAUUGGUUUCAGAAAAUAAUAGAUCAUUGCAUUAUGGAAAACCAACAUGAAUCUCAAUAUUUCAACGAUCAAUUAACAGCUCGUUAUAAAGUGAAAAUUAGUAGAGCUACGAAUCAGCUCUCCCAAAGCCACUUACCGGGCUUUGAUGGAUCCUGUGACUAUAAUUCUUGUUGCCCUCCAAUUGAAAUUCCGCGUUGGUUCAACAUUCGAAGUGACAAGUCCCACGUGACAGGCAGACUAACUCGAAAAUUGCAUGAUAGAUGUACUUGGCUGGGCGUUGCUCUAUGUGCAGUUUUUUUCGUUACAGAGGAUGUGGCUGGUCUCAAUGACGUUAUGGAUUCAAUAUCUUCUUGCAAACUUAUUUGUCACUUGAAAGCAAGUAAUGGCUUGAGUGUGAAACCUCGCCAUAUCCAUUGGCCAACUAAAGAAAAUCUCAUGAUGUCAGUGCUAGGUGGUGGAUUCACUUGGCUGACCUACAUACCACGUGGGUCGUUUCCUGAUUGGCUAUAUGAUUGUGCCUCCAUCAAGUUUUCAUUUAAGACAAAUAUCCAUUACUUGAAGGUGCAGAAUUGUGGCCUUUGUCCAUUGUACCAGCAUUCGGUGGAAGAGUUCAAGAACUGCAUGAAGUCCGAGUCUGAGUUUUUGGGCAUCCUUGAUCAAAAGAAGACUGAGAAUAUAAAUAGAAAAAUUUGGUCUGGGAUUCAGAAUGUAAUCCGCAAAACUGACACACUGGGCCGUGAUCAAUGCAUUUUCUAUAAUUCCCGUUUGCCUUCAAGUGAAUUUUUGGAGUGGUUCAGUCAUCGGAGCGAUGAGCCCCGGCUGAAAAUCCCUCUACCUCCAAAUUUGUACAAUGAUAGUACUUGGAUGGGUUUGGUUCUAUGUGCUUAUUUUGCUAUAGAUGAGAAUCCAACUACCCACUUUGACAUUCUGGAUUCAGAUAUUACUUAUGGCCUUGUAUAUCAUUUGCAAACCAAUGUUGGUAGUGUGAGACCUCUUGUCGCUUAUCACCUGACUAAAGAAAAUCUCGUGAUGUUACAGCAAGGUGGAUGCAUUCUGCUAUCCUAUGAAGGGCGUGGGUCAUUUCAAAAUUGUCUGAAUCAAGUGAGCUGCAUUAAGGCUUCAUUUAGAGCUGACUGCCCAGGUUUGAAGGUGGAGAAAUGUGGCCUUCGUCUUUUGUACCAUUAUGAUUUGGAAGAGUUUGAGCAAACAAUAAGCCAUAGCAUGAACUCCUCGUUGGAUGGUUGGAAUAUCAUCUGUCAAGGAACAUCUAGUAGAACCUCCAGCUCUAUCGGAAGGAGUCUAAUUUUGGAAAUCUGAGGGGACCCAUUGAUCCUAAAGUCAAGGGCAAGCCAGUUCUGGAAGAAUAAUCUCUCUUAUUGGGCUCUUCCUUCUGAACUUAUUGAAUGGCAGAGAGGAAAUUUUAUAUAAGCUGAUAUUGUGCAUUUCCCACUGCAAUCAGGAGUACUUGUCCACCCUCUCUUGAUUUUCCCAAUUCAUGUGAAGGGGGCUGGUGAACUGGUUUAGUGCUUAGGCAGUUUCCUUUACAUUCAAUUUUCUUACGAAAUGGAGUUCUUCAUAAUACUUUUUUCAUCUACCCUGCAUAGAAUCCAAGAGGGGGAAAAGGCUACAAAUAUUUGAACCGACAAUAGCUGGAGAUACUAGACCAUUGGAUUAUAUUUUGGCUCAAGUAUCAUCUUUAUUUGGUGCUGAGAAUUCAAGUUCAAACACGGCAAGAAGAAUUUAAACCAUCUGUUUUAUUAACAAAUUAUUUGGGCACCAAGUAGAUUAAAUUUAUGGGCAAAAGAAGGGAAGAUGAAAUGAAAAUUAUUUGUGGGUUGGACAAUAGACAGCAGAGACAAUUUUUAACAAGCAUAAUAUGUGUACUUGUGCUCAUGUAAAAGAACACAGGGAUUACUACUUCUAUCCAAUUAUUGCAGAGUUUUCUGUUAUA
Molecule: messenger RNA, 3756 nt
Organism: Quercus robur (English oak)
Lineage: Eukaryota; Viridiplantae; Streptophyta; Magnoliopsida; Fagales; Fagaceae
Exons: 8
Coding region: 156-3122 (988 amino acids)
Source: RefSeq, a predicted model, not a curated record